UCGUGCCAAACAGCCCUCGACAACAUGGAAGUACACGUGCAGCAUGACCUGAACCCUGAACCUCUCCACUUCUCCCUCUCCACAGAAAUCCAUCCACAGUUCCCAUAUCCCAAUCCCUGUCUUCCCCUCCCACUCAUUCCGCCCACAGCUCAGCCCAUCCUCGAUCCUCGUCAUUUUGCUUCAUCGCACCAUCAUGCCUAGUAGCUCAGAAAGCCGAUAUAUCAGACUUGAAGUCAUCAGUGGAAAGAAUCUUCAAGUCCCUUCUGGGCGCAUUCCCGCUGGCAUCUACGUAUCCAUCAAUGGCGACUCCCAGAAACGUUGGAAAUCGGCCAUCAAUGUCCUAUCAUCUGAUCGAUCUGUAGCGUGGGGGGAUACUGUGACUCUAUCAUCACAUGCCUCACCUGCACUAUCAAUGGAGAUCAGGGCGUCCUAUGAGGCCGGUCGAAUGCUAGGCAAUGGAGAGGUCAUCGGGAAACUUCAAAUGUCGUGGGAUGAGCUGCUCGAUCAUGUAGAUGAGCCAUUCGAUCUAUCCUUCCCACCUGUUCGUGAUGUCCACCCUUCCCUCACGCUGAAGGCCGCCGUUGUACACGCUUGCGACGAUGAGGACAGCGCACUGUCUGAUUCCCUCAUAUACAGUGAGAUCACUCGAGAAACAGAUGCGGGCCACGCACGACUUGCCGAAUACGUGACAAGCGAGACGGUCUCUCACCUGAACGAUGCUGUGCAGCAUUUUCAGUUGGUUCUUGAACAGUGUCCAGUCGGCCAUCCUGAUCAUGCAGCAGCUCUCACCAACCUCGCGUAUGCCCGCCUUCGAGGCUAUAUUCAAAACCAUCUUCAAGACAUCGAUACCGCCACUUCCCUCUUCCGUGAAACCCUUGCAUUGCGUCCGCAGGGUCACCCCGAUCACGCAUCAUGCCUCUAUAAUCUCAUUACAGCAUUGAACUGGCGCUACAGCAAGGAGUCUACCGCCGCCUACAUUCACGAAUCUGCGCAGCUGUGCUGCAAGCUACUGCCCCUCUGUCCAGAGGGCACCUGCCUUCGUAGCAUUGGCGGAGACAGUGCGGUCAGUUAUGUGAUCAGCAGUCUUCCAAUCGACGCAUACGAUGGAGGAAUCCACCUUCGACGAAACAUGGUCGGGCUCUGUCCUGUGGGCCAACAACACCGUCCCAAAGUACUUCAUAACCUUGCAUGGGCUCUCUCUAUACGCUUUACACAAUGCGGCAACAUUGAUGAUAUAGAUGAGAGCAUUCACCUUCGUCGUGAAGCCGUUUCUCUGUGCCCUGAGGGACAUUCUGACCGCAGUGGCUACCUGAACAGCUUGGCCCUCUCACUCGUGUCCCGUUUUAACCACCAAGGCAAACCUAAUGACCUCGACGAGGCCAUUUAUUUGUAUGAAGAAGCGCUGCGUCUGCGCUCUGUUGGGCACGAAUAUCGUGAUCACUCAUUGGACAGCCUAGGAGGCGCCCUUAUCGCCCGUUUCAACAAACAUGGUGACAUUGAUGACAUCACCCGAGCCAUCAGCCUCUAUCGCGAGGCACUGACAUUGCACCCGCCUGGGCAUCCAGGUCGUGACACCACGCUUAACAACCUCGCCCUCGCGCUCAUAACCAGACAUGACAAAUUGGAUGUCAGCGAGGAUCUUAACGAGGCCAUUGAUCGGUAUCGCGAAUCUCUUCGGUUAAGACCGCUUGACCAUCCAGAUCGUCAUAUAAAUCUUUACAGUUUGGGCUCGGCGCUCUGCUCUCGUUUCAUGCACACUCGGGAGAAUGAAGAUGUUGAGGAGGCCAUUGAUCUUUGUCAAGAAUCAUUGGAGGCUUUGCCUUCACUGCACCCGGACAGACACUACUCCUAUUUCAGGCUACGGGCAGCCUAUAUGUCUCGUUACCAGACACAGCACGACCCCGCUGAUUUAUCACUUGCAGUGGAGAACUUCAGACUGGCAUCGCAGCACCCCACUCAAGGAUUCCCAGAACGCAUCUUGGAGGCUAUUGACUGGGCUCGCCAAACAGAAGUCUAUCAACAUGAAUCUGCCCUCGAAGCAUACCAGAUGUGCUUUGAGCUUUUCAACAGCCACGUGAUGACGCGAUCGUCGAUUACCUCACGGCGAGAGGCUGCAACCGCUUUUUAUGGUGCACAAUCACUUCCUGUAGAUGCAGCCUCAUGUGCGAUACGUAGUGGCAAUCUACGACAGGCGAUUGAACUUGUGGAGCAGGGCCGUGGCCAGCAGUGGUCGCUGGCUUCUCGGCUCAGGACUCCGCUGGAAGAUCUGGAGUCUGCAAGUCCGCAACUGGCUCAACAGCUCUCGGAGCUCAGCAAGCGCCUAUCUCAUGCUCAGGGUUCUGCAGGCAGCGCUGACCCAGCUGCAGCUGAUCGGGCAGCAACAAAAUAUAGGAGACUUACAAGGCAAUGGGAAGCUGUGGUAGCUGAGAUACGUGAUCUCCAAGCGUUCUCGCGGUUCCUGCUCCCACCCUCGUACGAAGAUUUGCAAGCGGCAGCACGACAUGGCCCGGUCAUCAUCCUCAUUGCCAGUCAAUAUUCAUGCAGCGCCAUCAUCGUCCCGACGUCAGGAGACCCCCAUCAUGUUUCCUUGCCGUCUGUCUCUCUCACAGAACUGAAUAAUCUCAAAGAUCGCUUCGCCAGGGCAAUACGACACGCGUCUAUCAUGGGCCCAAAAGUACCGCGUAACGAUCUAAUAGUCCUCUUGCGGACAGUAUGGGACGCGAUUAUGCUACCCAUCGUCAACGUACUCGAGAACGUCCUCAAACUAAAGCACCGCUCUCGAAUUUGGUUGUGUCCAACUGCAGCUUUCACGUCUAUUCCUCUCCAUGCAGCUCACCCCUUUCAGACAAAGGCAGAUGGCUCCAAGGAGCCAUGCCUGGAGGAUCUCUACAUCUGUUCUUACACACCGACACUUUCGGCUCUGGUCAGAUCUAGACAGAUGAUGAAGAGGCGUGUCACUCCAUCCUUCGCGACAAUCGGACAAGGUCAACCGGGUGCAGGGAAGGGCAAGGCCCUCUUGGCUGUGGACAGCGAGCUCGAGCUUGUCCAGAAGUUCGUUCCUGCAACUGCCACCCGUAUCACUGUUUCUGGCGAUGAAGCAACACAAGCAGGUGCACUCCAAGCUUUGGAAGAGAACACAUGGGUGCACCUCGCUUGUCACGGCAAGCAAGACCCUACGCAGCCUUACAAUUCUCAUUUCGUCAUGAGAGAUGAACAUUUGACGCUGCUCGAUGUAAUGGACAAAGAUAUUCCGCACGCCGAGUUCGCGUUCUUAUCAGCGUGUCAUACCGCCGUCGGGGAUGAGGAAACUCCUGAUGAAGUCAUUCAUCUUGCAGCUGGUCUCCAAUUUUCGGGGUUCAAGAGCGUCAUUGGCACGCUGUGGGAGGUCAACGAUGCUGUCGCAAAACACGUCGUUGAAGCGUUCUACAAAUAUAUGUUCAUGGAUUUGAAGGAUGGUGCCGGUAUUGUCAUGGACUGUACGAGGGCGGCCUGGGCCCUCAACCGUGCUACACACGCCGUGAAGACGAAAGUGCCGCUCGAGCAGAGGAUGGUUUUCAUUCAUAUUGGUGUGUAGUUCUACGUCGUAUUGCUGUCGUCUGGUAUAUAUUCACAAGUUGUUGAUCUGCGAUCCUCUUUCAUCCUGAUGUUUGUAAAAAUGACCCUGGUAUUCUUGCACUCCAGCUAUCUCG
Suillus subalutaceus is the source of this 3689-nucleotide messenger RNA. RefSeq names its product CHAT domain-containing protein. Bases 194 to 3574 code for a protein of 1126 amino acids. NCBI's taxonomy places the organism in Eukaryota, Fungi, Basidiomycota, Agaricomycetes, Boletales, Suillaceae. The record is from RefSeq and is a predicted model, not a curated record. Gene Ontology annotation, molecular function: protein binding. The transcript is spliced from 5 exons.